Messenger RNA from Mesoplodon densirostris (Blainville's beaked whale), 2586 nucleotides. Its product is annotated as basic proline-rich protein-like. NCBI's taxonomy places the organism in Eukaryota, Metazoa, Chordata, Mammalia, Artiodactyla, Ziphiidae. The transcript has 6 exons. The coding region runs from base 1 to 2586 and encodes 861 amino acids. The record is from RefSeq and is a predicted model, not a curated record.
AUGUGGAAAGGGCUGAACACCUGGAAGGUGAGUGACAAGAAAUCUGCUGUCAUCCAGACACUAAAGGGAGGCCUGACCGAGAGGCUGCAGGACGUGGCGGAGGGCAAAGGACUUCAGGAAAGACGCCCAAAGAGCACCUGUCUGCUGCUGCGCGGAGCUGCCCGACCGCCGGCCGUCGCCCCCCACCCCAGCACCGGGCUUCCCCCACGACUGCGGCGCCCAGACCCGCCCCGCGCGCAGAGGCGCCCGCGUGGUCAGCGCGUAAACUUCACACCGGCCGGGCACUUCUGCACCCGCGUUCUCCCGAGUCCCUGGGUCCGCGCCCCGUCUAUCCCAUCUCCGCGGCUGCGGCCGGGCCAGGUGUCCGCACCAACUUCCCACCACUUCAGGUGUUUCCUCCACCAAACCCUGCAGCCCGGAACACGCGCCCCGGGUGCGACCGUCCGCGGGCCCACCGCGCGCCAGCUGUCAGCCGGGCCGGGGGCCGGGGUCGCGGGCCCGGCGCUCGGGCACCGUGGUCGAGUCGAGCGGCCCGGGCGGGGUCCCGGCGACGGGAGGCCGCGCCCCCGCCCCCCAACCCCCGGCCCCGCGCAGGCGACAUCGCGGCGACCCCGGCCGCGGCCCCGGCCCGGCUCCCCGACCCCCGCGACCUUCGGCCCCCAGCCGGACUCUCGGCCCCGACCCCCGCGACCCCGGCACCGGCCCGACGGCGCGCCAGGACGGCCGGGCCCGGGUCGCGAGCUCGCGGCUGAGGCAGAGUCGGCGCCGGCCGCGCACUCACCACGGGCGCCGGGCGUGGGGCGGCUCCCGCCCGGCUGCGGACGACGGCCGCGCAGGCGGACUCACUCUCAUUCAUUAGCCGCGGCUUUGUCUGCCCCCGCGCCCCUCCCGCCGCCGCCGCCGCCGCCGCCACCGCCCGCCCGCCCGCGACGCCGCCGGACGCUGCACCCCUCCCAGGGCCCCGCGCGGCGCGGGGCGGGGAAGGGGGGGCGGGACCAGCGCGCGCAGGCGCAGUGCCCAUAUGCCCGUCCCUCCCUGGGGCCCGGCCGGUCCGGCCGCUCCAGGGGCCGAGGCGCUGCUGACGGGGCAGGCGCAGUCCCGACGUUCGAGGGGGCCGAGGCGCUGCUGACUGCGCAGGCGCAGUCCCGCCCCCUGGCCGGGGCGGGUCAACUACGCAGGCGCAAUCCCAUCCCUGGGCCCGUGCGGGCCGACCGCGCAGGCGCAGUUCCAGCGCGCGGGCCCCCGCCCCCGGGUCGGGCCGGUCGGGCCAGCCGGGCGGCUGCGGGGUCGGAGUCGUCGGCGGGGUGGGUUGCCGCGGUAUUGCUGGUGGCUCGGCCGUUGGCGGCGGACCGGACGCAUACGUGCCGGGGCGCCGAGGGCUGCGGCGUGACGGGCGCCCGGUUCUGCCUGCAGGUGCGCGCAGAAGGCAGUGUCACUGCUCACGUCAGGGAAGAGGACCCCGAGCUGGAGGAGGGUGAGAGCUUCCCCGAGGUCACAGAGCCGGCAGGGGCGGAGCUGGUUCACACGAGGUCUGGGCCGCCAUGCUGGGCCCCCAGGGGGAGGUUCCGAGGCGUCUCCCUGAAGUUGGUGUGGAAUCGGGGCAGCGGGAACAGAACAGCCCCAGCCACAGGCGAGCUUGCGAGUUUGUCCGCGGUCUCGGAGGAUGGGGAGAGCCCACCCAGGUUGGGGCCCAAGGGUGGAACCACCCAGCCGGCUGAGAAGGUGAGGACACGGGAGUGGCGGUGGGACAGAUCCCGGGAUGCCCAGCUGGAGUUUGGCCCCUUCCUGGGGUGCAGAGGAGGGGACUUGAAGGACUGGGGUGGCAGUGAGGUGCAGACCAUAGUCCCUGCAGGAGGCGCUCCAGAGGGCCUUGGAGAGAAAGUGGCAGGGUUCGGGGCCUCCCCUCAGGCCCCUCCCCCGCCCGGCACGCCCUCAGAUGCCUCCAGACCCGGUGUGCCGCACCCCUCCCUCAAAUCCCGCGCCCCCUCAGGCGCGCCCCAGCCCCUCUGCCCAGCGCCGGCUGCCCUGGCUGCCCUCUCCCUUGAACGCCGCGCGCCCUCAGGCCUCCAAGCCCCCAUGUCCGGUGCCCCCGUAGAUGACCCCCCAGCCCCGGUGCCGGCGAACCCAUCGCCCGCCCUCCCCCCUCCGCUCCCCUCCGCUCCCCUUCCCUCCCCUCCGCGUCGCUCCCCUCCGCUCCCGUCCCCUCCCCCCGGCCCCGGCGGCGGCCGCGCGUCAUGGCGGCGGCGGGCGGGGCGCGUUUCGCACGCAGCGCGCCGGGCGGAGCGCUCGCCGCAUUGUUUGCUUCGCUGGGGAGCAAGCGAGCCGGCCCGGGUGUCCGAGCAGACCCGCGCCAGCGCCCCGUCGCCGUCGCCGUCGCCGUCGCCGCCGCCGCCGCCGCCGCCGCCCGCCGGCCGGGCCCCCGCGCCGGGCCUCCGUCCGGCCCCACCGCCCGCGCGAGCCGCCGCCCGAGAGCCUGAGGCGGCCGAGCCGAGCCGGGCCGGGCCGCCGCCGCCAGGAGCCCGCGCCCAGAGCGGCGGCGGGCCGGGCCUGCGCGGCCGUUGGCGGAGGAGCCGCGGGCGCCAUUAG